Molecule: messenger RNA, 7360 nt
Organism: Numida meleagris (helmeted guineafowl)
Lineage: Eukaryota; Metazoa; Chordata; Aves; Galliformes; Numididae
Gene: GRID2IP
Product: Grid2 interacting protein
Exons: 22
Molecular function (GO): protein binding
Source: RefSeq, a predicted model, not a curated record
GUUGCAGCCAUGCCGGCGACCAACCAAGGCUGGCCAGAGGCGUUUGGCUUCUCGCUGGGUGGCAGCGGGCCCUGCUAUGUGCUGUGGGUGCAGGAGGGCAGCAGCGCCGCAGCGGCGGGGCUGAGACCUGGUGACGAGGUGCUGGAGCUGGAGGGGCAGCCCGUUGCCUCGCUGGGCUGCCCGGCGUUGCUGGCGUUAGCCAGGCGCUGCAGCUCUGUGCCCCCCAGCAUCGGUGUGCUGUCCCGGCUGCAGCGUGCAGACCUGCCCCCGGCCCCGCACCUGGGCUUGCAGCUGGCGGGUGGCAGCCCACCACGUGUGGCCAGCGUGACCCCCGGCUCUCCUGCUGCCACCUGCGGCAUUGCACCCGGGGACCUGCUGCUGGAGGUGGACGGCGUGGCCGUGCGGAGUGCCGAGCGGGCGGCCGAGCUGCUGGCAUCCUGCGGUGGGAGAGCGCUGCGGCUGGGGCUGCUGCGGCCACAGAGGGACCUCGGCCCCAGCGCUGCAGCCGUGCACAUGGAGAGGAAGCAGAAAGCGCAGGAGUUCAGCAAACAGGUGGAUGCCAUCCUGGGGGACCAGCCUGAGCUCAAGGAGCAGGUGUUCGCUGCGCUGAAGCAGUACGCGGCCGAGCGGAGGGUGGAGUGCCUGGCCUGCGCCCUGUGCAUGCUGCUCACCCAGGAGUCCCACCAGCACCUCAUCGACAGCAUCAGGAUUUUCAUCCCCAAGAAACACCGGCAGCGCUUCGAUGAGGUGGUGUCACAGAGCCUGAUCAGCAAGCUGUGCCGCUCCAAGAGCGAGCAGCACAGCAACCGCCUGCGGCGCAGCCGGAGCGAGGACCACCAGGAGCGGCUGCUCGUGUCCACCCGUGCCAGCUCCGUGCCCCGCAGUCACGAGGAGCUCAGCAAGAGCCUGCGGAAAACCACCUCGCUCAUCACCAGCAAUGUGGCCUCGGGGGCUGCCCGCAGAACGGUGCGAGUUUAUAAAGGCAACAAAAGCUUUGGCUUCACGCUGCGUGGACAUGCACCAGUGUGGAUCGAGUCUGUUCUGCCAGGGAGCCCGGCUGAAAAGGCUGCGCUCAAACCUGGGGACCGAAUCCUAUUUCUCAAUGGCCUGGACAUGAGGAGCUGCUCCCAUGACAAGGUCGUGUCGAUGCUGCAGGGCAGCGGGGCGAUGCCCACCUUGGUGGUGGAAGAGGGCAUCGUCAACUUCUCCAGCGACUCUGACUCUGCCGACUCCCCGACCAGCUCCUCUGCGCUCACCUCCCUGCAGUGGGUGGCAGAGAUCCUCCCCUCUAGCAUCAAGAUUCAAGGGAGGACCUUCAACCAGCAGCUGGAGCACCUGCUCACGCCACCUGAGCGCUAUACCAUCUGCAAAGCGUUGGAGAGCUUCUUCCAGCAUCGGAACAUUGACACUCUUAUUGUGGAUGUGUACCCGGUGCUGGACACACCAGCCAAGCAAGUCAUUUGGCAGUUUAUCUACCAGCUGCUGACGUACGAAGAGCAGGAGCACUGCCAGCAAAAGAUUGCCAGGUUUCUUGGUUACAAGUCUUUGGCAGGUGAGAGGAAAGCUCCAGAUCCAGAAGUGGUGCUCGAAGGGCAGCCUGAACCUGAGGCAGAGGAGCGCUACCGCAGCUCGGUGCGAGGGGCAUCCUUGUGCCGGAGCAGCCUCCGGACCCACCGCCCUGAGGAAGGGGGGGCUGCAGGUCAGAGUGACACGGUGGAGGUCCCGGUUCGCCUGAUCCCUGGAGAGAGGCAGGCUGGCGACGGCACGUCCCUGCCAGAGACGCCCAAUCCCAAAAUGAUGUCAGCUGUCUAUGCAGAACUGGAGAACCGCCUGCUGGGCAGCUUUGCCAGCAAGAUGGGCAAUGCUGCCCUCCACCACACAUCGCCCCCAGCCCCCGACCCAGCGCAUGCUGCAGGUAGCGCCCGAUUUCCCUCGGCUCUGGAGAGAGGCAGACGUGGGGGGGUCUCCAGUAGCAGCAGGAGCCGCCCGGCAGCGCCCUGUCCUGCAGGUGCCCGCAGAUCGGGGGUGCCCGUCUCGUGGCCGAGCGACCCGCUGGCCGCCCAGCAGUGCUACUACCGCCUGCACAGCAGCCUGCCGUCCCCGAGCAGCACCGAGUCCAAUCCCUACGUCAGCCUGGACAGCAGCCCGGCCCCUUCCCCUCAGCACCGAUCCUACCCGCUCAGCCCGCUGUCGCGGCGCAAGAAGCUCUUCACCUUCUCCAGGCCCCCCCGCAGCCGUGACACCGAUCGCUUCCUGGACGCGCUCAGCGAGCAGCUGGGACACCGUGUCACCAUCGUGGAUGAUUUCCUCACCCCUGAGAAUGACUACGAGGAGAUGAGCUUCCACGAUGACCAGGGCAGCUACGUCACCAACGACGUCAGCAGCAGCGAGUACAUCAGCAGCAGCGAUGAGGGCAGCUCGCUCACCUACUCCACGCUCUCGGACCACAUCCCCCCACCUCCGCUCAGCCCCCCGCCGCCGCCGCCCCCCCUGCAGUUCCAUGACCCCCAACCUGUCCCUGCCAAGGCCGAGGCCCCCAAGGCCGGCACCUCGCCUGCCCCCAAGCCCCUGGUGGGACACCUGCACCCUGUUCCGCCACCACCGCCCCCUCCGCCGCCCCCACCGGUGCCCUGCGCUCCCCCCCUGCACCGGGGGCUGCUGCACCGCCGGAGCGAGACCAACCACAUGAGUGUCAAGAGGCUGCGGUGGGAGCAGGUGGAGAACUCAGAGGGGACCAUCUGGGGACAGCUUGGGGAGGACUCAGACUAUGACAAGCUGAGCGACAUGGUCAAAUACCUCGACCUGGAGCUGCACUUCGGGACGCAGAAGCCAACCAAGCCAACUUUCAUGCCUGAAACAUUUAAAAAGAAAGACGUGGUCGAAAUUUUGUCCCACAAAAAGGCCUACAACACAUCCAUCCUGAUCGCCCACCUGAAGCUCUCACACAUGGAACUGCGCCAGAUCCUCAUGACGAUGGAGACGGACCGCCUGGAACCUUCCCACAUCAAGCAGCUCCUGCUGUACGCCCCGGAUGGGGAGGAGGUGCAGCGCUUCCAGAGCUACAAGGAGAACCCCGGCAAGCUGAGCGAGCCCGACCAGUUCGUGCUGCAGAUGCUGUCAGUACCAGAGUACAAGAUCCGACUGCGCAGCCUUCACUUCAAGACCACUCUGCAGGAGAAGACGGAGGAGAUCAAAGCGAGCUACGAAUGUAUUUGCAAGGCCUCUCUGGAGCUGAAAAGCAGCAAGAAGCUGGCAAAGAUCCUGGAGUUCGUGCUGGCAAUGGGAAACUACCUGAACAACGGGCAGCCCAAGACCAGCAAAACAACAGGCUUCAAAAUCAACUUCCUCACGGAGCUGAACACAACCAAGACCGUUGAUGGGAAAUCCACCUUCCUCCACAUCCUUGCCAAAUCACUCAGCCAACACUUCCCAGAGCUCCUGGGCUUUGCCAAGGAUCUUCCCACAGUGCCGCUCGCUGCCAAAGUGAACCAGAGGACGCUGACGGCCGACCUGAAGGACCUUCACACCACCGUCAGUGACAUCCAGAAGGCCUGCCACAGCAUGCCAGCCACUGCCGAGGACCGGUUCGCCAUCGUGAUGACCUCCUUCCUGGAGAGCGCGCAGCCUGCCAUGCGCUCGCUGGAUGACCUGCAGCACAGGGCUAUGGAGGAGUUCAGCAAGGUGCUGUCCUUCUUUGGGGAAGACUCCAAAAUGACAACUUCAGAAGCUUUCUUUGGCAUUUUUGCAGAAUUCAUGAGCAAGUUUGAGCGGGCGCUCACGGACGUGCAGGUUGGGGACAGCCAGCGCAGCCCCAGGAUGACGUCCCCCCUUGCCUGGUGACAACACGAGGUGCAACGAUUCAUUGCCAACGAAGUGCAAUUUGCUCCCAUUGAGUUUGGUUGUAAAUAUGCUGCUGCCACCUGCUACCAUCGAGCAGAACCGCAGGGGCUGGGGCAGCCUGGAUGCUGAGUGCGCACACAGGUGGCUGCAGAUGGAGGCGGGGCUGAGGCACAGGUGCACGGAAAGAAAUGCUGUAUUGGUUUGAUGGCAUCCUUCCUAGCAUCCUUCAUUUCCAGUGUGUCAUGGAAUCAAGGACUGCAGACACAUCUGGAUGAAACCGCGCUGCCCUGUGCUCCCAGGGCACACACUCCUGGCACCAGUGGUCGCUGGAGCCCUGUCCCUUGUCCCCAUGGCCAUGGGCCGUGUGGCUGGGCAAAGUCCCAGCCUCUUGUGCAGGAUGCGGCCCCAGUGUUCCCCUUGCAAGUGCAAAGCCCUGACCCCAGGUGCUCAAGCUGGAAGCACCAGGGACGGGGUACACUGUGCAGCAGUGCUGGGGCAAUGGGAAGAAAUGAGACCUUGGAGAAUCCCAGUGGCACAUUAUGUAGUCCUAAAUGCAGAUCCAGGCUGGUUCUGCCCAGCUGCCUGGGGGAGCAAGAAAAGCCCCGCAGCCCUUCCUGGCCAUCAGCUUUGCUUAAGGGUUUGUCAAUGACUGAUAAAAAUCUUCCUGAUAAUCUAAUAUCAUCAACACUAGACUUAUCCAAACUCACCAGGAGCCAGGAAUGCCUGAGCAUUUUGGUGCCUCCUUGGAAAGCACAAAAUCUUUGGAAGCUUAAAAACGAAUGGGAACCCUCUGAUGCCCUGGUACCGCUUUGAGGGCAGCAGAGAGCAGCCAGAAUGCACCCCGUGCCCUCCAGAACCCACUCCCAGGGCUUGGGUCCCUUUGGCAUGCACAAUGACUUGAGCAGUCCGUGCGGGCUGUACCAGGGGGCCUGAGAAGCAUGCACACCCAUCCUGCAGCAGCAGCUGAUUGUUAUAAUCAAGGCGAUUCCCCGCGAGAUGUCCCGGGACAAAGGGCUAGCAGCACCCCACGGGCCGUGCACGCGCCUCCAGACCACGCAGUGCCCGUGAGCUUUGCGGCACAGCACCGCAGCGCGUUACCAUUGCGAGGUGCUGCUCGGUGCACAGUGCAGCCACGGCCGUGCACGUCCGACCCACUCGAGCCUCCCACUCGCUGACACCUAGGUGACCCUCCCCACGCUGAUGUCAGAGCAAGAGCUCUUACUGUGCUGAAAUACACAGUUACCAACCGGUGCAUUAUUUAUGGGAGACCUUACAACCAUCAAAUCUUCAGUUUUCGAUAUUUUUUUAACCCCCUCCCCCUCCACGUGUUUUCAGUUUGUACAGCUGUAAGUGCCAGGCAGUUCCCAGCCUCGUGCUGUCAGAGCCUCUUCUCUCCCCUGAUGAUGAAGCAGGGCAAUGCACACCCAUCUCCACUUUAUGUUUUAGAUGUUCUCACUGCAUUCAGGUUUUUUUUUUUUGUUUUUUUUUGGUUGCUGGUUUUUUUUUUUUUUUGGUUCUUUUUUGUAAAAACGUAUUAAACAUUCAAACCUCUGGAGGUUAUUAUGCAACCGUCAUUAAAAAUGUGAAAAUGCUGUACAUAGAAUUUGCUACAUGUUGUAACUUUCCAGGAUAGCUGGAGCCCCAGUCCCCUUGGUAUUUUUAUGUGAAGAUUUUCGAAGACCCAGAACUUCUGAGACAUGGUUAUAUCAUUUGAUAACGGGACUGUAUAUUCACGGUUCAGUCUCUACCCGAUGCCUAUGUGCUAUUCCCCAAAUAAAGCUGCUGCCUUCUGCCUCCUGGCCGCACGUACAUCUCUGCUCUGUUAAAAACGGCUUUGUACAACAGCUGCAGAUGAAGGUGAGAGGAAUUCUGCAUUUGGCACUCGUGUGACUGCACACCUCAAUAUCAGUCCCUUGACCUGCAUCGGGGAGGUGCAGCAUCUGACCCUGCUGGUAUGGGGAAGUUACCGCCGUCAUGUAGAAAAGAGUUAUUUGUGAGCAGCAUUCAAGACAGCACGAUGAAUAUCAGCAGCAAAUUCUUAAAAUAGUAGGGAUUUUUUUCUGCAGCCUUCAGAAGAAAACAGCUGUGUGCGUGUGUGCAAGUGAAUUGUUCCCCUCGGAGAAGGAAUUCCUGGCUGUGGCUGAGGCGGUGUCCUUGGGGCAAUUUAUCUCUUUAUGCCACCAGCAGAGAUAGGGGCCGGUCUGCUAUCAGAUUUCCUAGUUGCAGUUUAGCUUGUUUACAGCAGCCUGCUCCAUGGCAGCUGCUCCCCAGGGGCUCUGCGCAGAGCUGGCACCAACCCGCGGGCAGAAGUCAAUCCUGGGCACGUGCACGUGCCAUGCCCAGAGCCUGGUGUUCCUUUAGCUGUUCUGCAAACUGCCGCAGACUCCGUGUCCCAUAGGCAGGCGUUGAAUCUGAGCCUCCGCAACACUCGCCACGCUCUCGUUGGUUUGUCCCUGAUAACUCCAAGCAUUAGGUAAUCCUUUCCCAGCCCCACGCAGUGGCCGGGAGCUCCCAGCCCUGCCCAGCCCAUCCUCAGCACCGCAGCCUUGGCCGUGGUUUGCCUUCAUGGGGAGCGUGUCCUUGGGAAGGAACCAGCUACUGGGCAGCCCCGCGGUGACCCCAGGCUGCACUUCACAUGUGUGAAUAUCCAGGGGAGGACUGGCCAGGAUAAACUAGCACCAGGCUGACCAGAUGAUCUGCAGAGGUCCCUUCUGAUGGUUCUGUGACGGCUCCAAGCCAUGCUGAAACGUGUCGAAACACUUCUCCUCUGUACCUUGUUACAAGUGCUGUAAGCUGUGAUAUUUUUCCUGGGCUGUGAGAGCUGCCAAAGGGACAAAUCGAAGUCUCAGCUACAGAGGGGAAGGGCUGGAAGUAAGAAGGUUGCAUGGCUUGGAGGUAGCACAGGGCACCUGGGUGCUCGUCUCAGGGCCCCUGAGGUUCUGUGUUGUUCUAUCACAAUUUAGGAAAUCCUGGAGUUUCCACAUUCUAGCAGACCAAAGGAAAGCACCUCCAGUCACAAGCCUGGUUACAUCCCUCAGUGUGAGCUGUGUGAAACUGUACGCUAAAAGACAGGUUUUCCUACUUCGCUUAUGGUUUGCUGGGCUUUGGGGUGCUCCUUUUCAUCGCUGCUUUACAGAUUUAACUUCCCUCCAUGGUCUAUGUGGAAAAUGCAAAAGCAGAGGUGAAAGUUGGGAUUCUCAUUCUAGAAGCAGAGGUAUUAAGAGAAGCGAGGCUUCCCAAGGGGCAGAGCAGAGAGCUGUGACCUGACACGACCCACAGGCUCCGCUCGAGGGCAGCCCACGAUGGCAGCUCUGCCUCAGCGUUAGCUGCACCCACGCCUGGGCGUGAGCUGCACCCCUACUUCUUGCCACAGCCUCUCGUUUUGGAAGGUCCCUUCAGCACCAUUCAGUGCACGUUAUUUGACUGUAAACACUUAUUCAACCUGGUCUCAGAAAGGAAGCUCGUCCGGGGAUUCACCUACAGGCUCAGACACGGACCCCAGCCCAUGGCUGAAUCCUGC